CUUCCAGUCAUGGCGUCUGCUGAUCUGAGAGACGAGCUGACCUGCUCCAUCUGUCUGAGUAUUUAUACAGAUCCUGUAACCCUGACAUGUGGACACAGCUUCUGCCGGGUCUGUAUUGGGGAUGUGCUGGACACACAGGAGGGAUCCGGAGCCUAUAGGUGUCCUGAAUGCAGAGCAGAGUUUCAGGAACGUCCGGCACUGGAGAAGAACAGGAAGCUGUGUAACAUUGCCGAGCGUUUCCUAUCUAAUCACCCAGACCAGGGGCUGAUGAUUCUUUGUACAUACUGCAUUAACAACCCUGAACCAGCUGCUAAAACAUGUCUGAUGUGUGAAGCUUCUCUGUGUGAAAACCACCUGAAGGUCCACAGUAAGUCACCAGAACACGUCUUAUUGGAACCCACAACUUCCUUGCAAAACAGAAAAUGUUCCACUCAUAAAGAGAUCCUAAAAUACUACUGCUCUGUAGAUGCUACCUGCAUCUGUGUUUCAUGCUGCUUAAUUGGAGAGCACAAGGGUCACCAGAUAGAGACCCUGAGCGAGGCGUCCGAGAAGAAGGGGAUGAAGCUGAGAAAUAUUCUGCAGAAACUGACCUCAAGAAGAGAGGAGACUGAGAAAAGAGUCCAGAGUCUGCAGGAGCACAGAAAGGCAGUGCAGGCAAGUGCAGGCAGCAUAGCAGAGCAAGUUACUGCAUUAAUUAUGGACAUCAGAAAACAGCUGGAAGCCCUGGAGAAGCGAGUCCUGAGUGAGAUCUCCAGGCAGAAAGAGCAGGUCUCACUCCGAGUCUCAGAUCUAAUCCGGAAGCUGGAAAUAAAGAAGGAGGAUCUGUCCAGGGAGAUGGGUCACAUCGAGGAGCUGUGCAACACGACGGACCCAUUAACUGUCUUACAAGGAUGGAAAUCCCAUAACACUGACAUUUUGGAUGUUGAGGCAGAAGGUAAUAAGCAGGCCCAUGCUGUAGGAGACAUGGAUGUAAAUCUGAUCACAGAGACCUUACACACAGGUUUAGAUGUUAUUGUAUCUAAAGUAAAGAGACGGCGCCAUCCUCUGGAGGCUUCAGACAUAUUACUGGAUGUGAACACCGCUGAAAGAUAUGUUACUGUAUCACAUGACUUGAAAACUGCCUCCUCUUCAGAAACAAUAAAGGAUUAUCCAGAUACCCCAGAAAGAUUUCUAGAUUAUGAUCAGGUGUUAAGCACCAGGAGUUUCUCCUCAGGCCGACAUUACUGGGAAGUGGAGUGCAGUGAUUUAGGGCAAUGGUGUGUAGGGGUGACAUAUCCCAGUAUAGAGAGGGAGGGAGAUCAGUCAUGGAUUGGGGGUAAUAACAAGUCCUGGGGAUUAUGGAGAUUUGAAAGUAGGAGCUAUUCUGUAAGCCAUGACAAAAAAAGGAUCUCUUUACCUCGUAUCCCUACCUGUCUGCGAUUUGGAAUAUACCUGGAUUAUGUGGCUGGACGGAUCUCCUUCUAUGAGCUUUGUGACCCAAUCAGACACUUACACACCUUCACUGCCACCUUCACUGAGCCGCUUCAUGCUGGGUUUAGUGUAAUAGAGAAGGCUUGGGUGAAGAUCAGAAGCCAGGAUUAAUUAUUUCUGAUAUUACCGGCUCAUGGAAAGGUAUCUAAUUGG
Molecule: messenger RNA, 1623 nt
Organism: Pelobates fuscus (common spadefoot toad)
Lineage: Eukaryota; Metazoa; Chordata; Amphibia; Anura; Pelobatidae
Product: nuclear factor 7, ovary-like
Exons: 1
Coding region: 10-1581 (523 amino acids)
Molecular function (GO): protein binding; zinc ion binding
Source: RefSeq, a predicted model, not a curated record